UACAUUGGAUUUUAGAAGUUGUCAGAUUAUGCGAAUAAAUAUAUGUAUCUCGAUGAUCGAGAGGUUGAAUCUUUUUGUAAAUAUUUUUGUAAAUAUUCUUCAUACAUACACAAUAACGCUCGACACGCGAUGUGGAGUCUAAUCAACGAAAUAUUUAUUUUUAUACGUCAAUCGUGAGGUCUCGCCGUAGAUUGCGGCGAUUUUAUUCGGACAACAAUCAGCAUUGAUCUUUGGAUUCCUUUUUGAGUCAGAAUCUGGAAAAUAAAUUUUUUUUUAGUUAUUAUAUAAAUUCUGAUUGUGUUAGUUUGUAAGCACAUAAAUUCACAGGUGUAUGGACAACUCAAAAUCAAGGAAACACAAUGCCACCAUUAGUAGCUACACCUCGGAAAUUACCAAUCUUUGUGUUUCCACAAAAUAUUACAUUUUAUUUAGACGACCAGUCUACUCACAAGCAAGUGUUAACUUUGUACAAUCCAUAUGAUUUUCCUGUAAAAUUCAAAGUUUUAUGUACUGCACCAAACAAAUAUCAAGUGGUUGAUCCAGAAGGAAUAAUAAAAGCCAGCUCCUGUGUCGAUAUUGUUGUCAGACAUACAGCACUGCUGGCAAAUAACUGUAAUGUAAUUGAUAAAUUCAGAAUACACAUGCAAGAAUAUCCUACUAAGCAGAUAAUUGGUAAACGAGAUGUUGAAGCUAAACUUCUCCCUGGAACGUCAGAUACAGCUGGACGAUCAACACCAGAUCCAGAUAUGUUUCAACAACUUCCAAUAAAUGAAAACAGGCAGCAGCAAUCUUAUGCACUUAUAAGCCGAAAUAAAACAAUGGAGAGAGGUACAAAUUAUGUAGCACUCAUCACAGGAAUUAUAUGCAUAGUUGGACUACUUUUACCUACUGAAGGAGAGCAGAAUCAUAGGGUGCCUGAUUAUCUCCAUCUUUCUGUGAACUUUAAACUGAUAUUCUCAUUUGUAUUAGGUAUGGUUGCAAAUAUUGUUUUAGGGCUAUAAAAUCUUCAGCUUUUUUAUAUAAAAAUCUUUGUAUACAGGAUAAAAUCAUAGGAUAAAAAAAUUAAUGCAAGACUUUUUCAUAUUGGGCCUUCUUAUGGAAUACACCCAAUUCUAGUCUAUGAACUUCAACAUUAUAUCGACCAAGAUACCGAUAUUUCUUUGUCAUAAUAAUUAAUAUAUAAUUUUAUAUAAAAAUAUAAAUAUAAAUAUUAUCAUAAUGUAAUAAUUAUUUUCUAUUAUAUUAAAUAGUUCUAUUUUAAAGAGUCAUUUAGAUAGAACUGUUGCUCUACAUGAUGAGAUAGACGCGUAUUUUAGCUUGUGACUUUUGGGCCUACUUGAAAAACCAAUGCUUUGUUUAAAUUACGCGUUUAUGUAUAUGUAUAUACCGAAGAAAACUUUUAUAUCCCUUAUACAUAUAAUGUAAUAUAUAUAAUCUUGCUAACU
This is a messenger RNA of Nylanderia fulva, 1445 nucleotides long. Its product is annotated as motile sperm domain-containing protein 1. Lineage: Eukaryota; Metazoa; Arthropoda; Insecta; Hymenoptera; Formicidae. The record is from RefSeq and is a predicted model, not a curated record. Gene Ontology annotation, cellular component: cytoplasm.